Linderina pennispora is the source of this 2094-nucleotide messenger RNA. RefSeq lists its product as uncharacterized. Gene Ontology annotation, cellular component: nucleus. Gene Ontology annotation, biological process: double-strand break repair via synthesis-dependent strand annealing; reciprocal meiotic recombination. The transcript is spliced from 5 exons. Lineage: Eukaryota; Fungi; Kickxellomycota; Kickxellomycetes; Kickxellales; Kickxellaceae. Bases 1 to 2094 code for a protein of 697 amino acids. Gene Ontology annotation, molecular function: DNA translocase activity; ATP-dependent chromatin remodeler activity; ATP binding. The record is from RefSeq and is a predicted model, not a curated record.
AUGCUGCGGGUAACAGCAUGUGUGACCAGCAAAAUACCAGAUUUAGUAUGGGCCGGGGCUCGCUGGGGUGUCAGACGCAGGAAGAUAGUGCCACGCGGCCCGCGAUACAGCGCCGACACAGAGGAUGCCGUAGUGCUAUAUAGACCAGGGACUGGGGCCGAUGGAGCAGAAUCACAGCAGUCUUCAACGUCGUCGCAAUCAGGGGACAGUGCGGCAACGCUUGUGCCGAUUGCAAACCGUAACAAGUCACUGAAGAGCCUUUUAGGUGCAGCGUUGAAGGAAGUGCCGGUGGUAGUUGACCCAGCGCUGGGCCGUAAGCUGCGUCCGCACCAAGUUGAGGGAGUGAAGUUCCUGUUCAACUGCACAACUGGACGCAUCUACAAGAACGCGUUCGGAUGGGUCUUGGGCAAGACUCUGCAGUGCAUCAGCACUGCUGUGGACGCUGCUGCAGCAGUCGCCGACGCCUGGAAAGCCAACGAUCGAAAAGUGCGUGGUUGCUGUCCAAGCAGCUUGGUCAAGAACUGGGCUAACGAGAUUGUAAAGUGGCUCGGGUCGACCAAGAUUGCGCCGCUGGCUUGCGAUAACAAAGGCACGAAGGAGAAGUUUAUCGGCGCGCGUGGCCGCAUGAUCAUCCACCCGGUUCUGAUUAUCUCGUACGAGACCCUGCGCACAUACAUUAAUGUGCUGUCCAGGGGCCCCAUCGGCUUGCUGCUGUGUGAUGAGGGGCACAGGCUCAAGAACUCGGCUUCGCAGACAUUCCAGGCGCUGGAUUCGCUCAAGGUCGAGAGGCGUGUGAUUUUGUCGGGCACUCCUAUCCAGAACGACCUGUCCGAGUAUUUUUCGCUGCUCAAUUUCACCAACCCAGGGCUGCUGGGCUCGACACAAGAGUUCCGCAAAAACGAGCAGAAGAGAGGCGACGAAAUGCUGGCGGAGCUCAAUGCCAUUGCCAGCAAGGUCAUCAUCCGCCGCACCAACGACCUGCUGUCCAAGUACCUUCCAGUCAAAUACGAGCACGUUGUGUUCUGUCCACUGACUGAGCUGCAGACCGACCUGUACGAGCUGUUCCUGAAGUCAAAGGAGGCGCGCGCUGCGAUUGGUGAAGGUGGCAAAUGCGCGCUGCAGACGAUCAUCAAUCUAGGCAAACUAUGUAACCACCCAAGCCUGAUCGAUAUCACGAAGCAUGUCCAGGGAUACCAGGCGGUGACACCCAAGGAGUAUUUCACCGACAGAUUGCAACCCGCGUCCAGGAGCGGUGGUAGUAUUGGGCGACGUGGUGCAGCGAUCCGCGGAAUGCAGAUGAUGCAGCAAGGCGACAGUUCUUCGACCAACCAGCCGUUCCAUCCCAGGUGGUCCAGCAAAAUGGCGCUGCUCGACCGUAUGUUGCAGCAGAUUAGUCGGGGGCGCGAGAAGGACAAGAUUGUGCUGAUUUCAAACUACACGCAGACACUAAACCUGUUUGAGGAACUGUGCAAGGGGCGCGGGUUCGGCUACUACCGCCUCGACGGCUCUAUGACGAUCCCUAAGCGGCAGCAGAUUGUUGACCAGUUCAACAACCCAAAUGACCCUGCUUUCGUCUUCUUGCUUUCGUCCAAGGCGGGCGGCUGCGGAAUCAACCUGGUCGGUGCCAACCGGCUGGUCUUGUUUGACAGCAGCUUCAACCCGGCAGACAAUCUUCAGGCGUGCGGGCGAAUCUGGCGCGAUGGGCAAAAGAAGACCUGCUAUAUUUAUACCAUGGCUACUACCGGCACAGUCGAAGAGAAGAUUUUCCAGCGGCAGGCAUACAAGACGUCGCUGGCCACCUGUGUCGUGGAUGAGCAGGAGAACGUUGACCGGCACUUUUCGCGCGAUCAAAUGCGCCAGCUGUUCAAGGCCAGGCUGCGUGGCGAGACUAUGUGUGAUACGCAUGACCAGUUCAAGUGCCGGAGAUGCGUACAUGGAAGGCAGGCGAUCAAGGCGUCAGAGAAUAUGGACUUUGCGGACCACAAUUCAUGGGAGCAUUUCGGCCAAACCGAUGCACCCAAGCUACAAGACCAGCUAUUGCGCUCAUGCAUGGGCAAGGAUGUAUCAUUUGUGUUCCAGUACAAGUCGCAUUGA